Molecule: messenger RNA, 1451 nt
Organism: Phaedon cochleariae (mustard beetle)
Lineage: Eukaryota; Metazoa; Arthropoda; Insecta; Coleoptera; Chrysomelidae
Source: the annotation of a GenBank genome assembly
ACAGGAUUUCAGUAUCAUGAGUUGGGCAGUUUUUUGACGUAUUUGAUUUUUAAUAUAGUCACGAUGCUCCGCCAAUGGUGCCUAUAAAUUUCAAUUAUUUUUCAUUUAUUUUCUGAAAAUCAUUCCGGUUUUGCAGAGGAUUGAACUGAUGGCAAAUAAACCAUAAACAAAAAUGGCAAAGCCAGUCAUUAGAGAUACUCGGUAUAACUUGUUUAAUGACUAUACCUACUUAUACUUAAAACAUAGAGGGAGCCGGGAAAACUUUUAUAUACCUACUUUGAUGAUAGAUGAACAUGUUUCUAAAUAUGUAUCUUGGUUGGUUUGUGUUAUUUUUGUGGCUUGGUGGUGUACUGUCUCUCAAUGAAGAAUGCUCGACAAAGGGACUUCUGGGCUCUUGCCAGCUAGUCAGUAGAUGCACCUACGCCCAAGAUUUGAUCAGAAAGAGGCAAUACCCUGAUACUUGCGGAUUCGCAGGCAGUGAACCAAUAGUCUGUUGUCUUCAGGAUCAAUAUCAAAAUCCCUCAAAUGAGCCUCCACUGGUGAAUUUAGUGCAAGGAUUACCAACCGCAUCUGAAAAAUACUUGAGUGAAAAAAAAUGCGAACUGUUUUAUCCAAAACCAGACUAUCACAUCUUGGUAACCGGAGGAGUUCAAUCUCUAGCCAAAGAAUUUCCACAUAUGGCAAUCAUAGGUUAUGGAGACGAAAAAGAUAUUCAGUGGGGCUGUGGUGGCUCCCUAAUAAGUUUGAAUUUUGUUUUGACAGCUGGCCAUUGCUUGGAAUCAAGUGACUUUGGUGCUGCGAAAUGGGUCCGUCUAGGUGAUCUAGACCUAUCAACCAACACUGACGAUGCAGAACCGCAGAACUUCACCAUCAAAAGAAGUAUUCCCCAUCCAGAAUACCAACCACCUUCCAGGUAUAACGACAUAGCGUUGAUAGAACUAGACAGAGAAGUGUCAUUAUCGCAAUUUGUCAGUCCUGCCUGCCUGGCAACAAAAAACUCUCCCACAGUGUCGAAAAUGACUGCCAGUGGCUGGGGUAAAAGUGAUUUCAUAGGGGAGAGCAGCAGCUAUUUGUUGAAAGUAGAUCUAGACAGGGUGGAUAACACACAGUGCAGAAAUUCGUAUGUGAGCAUCCCCAAAAGAAUGUUGCCAAGUGGAAUUCUGGACGAUAGACAAAUUUGUGCUGGAGGAGUCGUCGGAAAGGAUACUUGUCAAGGUGAUUCGGGAGGACCACUGCAAGUUGCGAACCCCGAAAGGAGUUUCACAGUGAAAGUGCACACAUUGAUUGGAGUUACGUCUUUCGGCAAAGCUUGUGGCCUAUCUUCGACCCCGGGGGUGUACAGCAGGGUGGCUUAUUACGUCCCAUGGAUUGAGAGCAUUGUAUGGCCCAACGAAAAAUAAUUCACUUUUGAGAAAAGGCGAUGUUUACUGAAUAUAGAAUAAUAAAGUUUC